CGUCGACGUUUUGAUCACUAUUCACGCGCGCGCUAGGGAUUCAUCUUCUUUAAGCCAACGCGUCCGUCCCCCUCAAUUUCUCACCCUCCUAAGCCCUGCGACGCCACUCCUCCGCCGUAUCUUCCGCCGGUGCCGCUCCUCCGCUGCACUUUACCUCCACAAUUCCUAAUAGUCAACACAACGUGCAGAUUUUUCUUACGCCAUUUUCUAAUGGCGUCGUCGAUGAAAUUCACAGAUUGCUCCCCUUCCGCCACUGUCCGUCUUUUUCCCUCUGCUCGAACCAGGUUUCGAAGCUCCGAUGGCGCUGUUCUCUUUCACCGUCUUCUUGACCGUUCGCGCCCUGCCUUCCCUAGAACUUUCGUUUCUCGCUCUUCGGCUUCAACUUUGCCCGUCAUCUCUGCUUCAAUUUCAACCCAAUCAACUGCUGAAGUGAUUGAUGGAAAAUUGGUGGCGAAGCAGAUUAGAGAGGAGAUUACUGCUGAAGUAUCUCGAAUGAAGGAUGCCAUUGGUGUUGUUCCAGGCUUAGCAGUCAUCCUUGUAGGAGAUAGGAAGGAUUCAGCAACUUAUGUACGAAAUAAGAAAAAAGCUUGUGAAUCUGUGGGUAUUAAAUCUUUUGAAGUAAACUUACCCGAAGAUUGUACCGAGCAAGAAGUACUCAAGUAUAUAUCCGACUUCAAUGAUGAUCCAUCUGUCCAUGGAAUUCUUGUUCAGUUACCUCUACCUAAACACAUGAAUGAACAGAAUAUAUUGCAUGCUGUUAGUAUUGAAAAAGAUGUAGAUGGAUUUCACCCACUAAACAUCGGUCGUCUUGCAAUGAGAGGUGAAGAACCAUUGUUUGUUCCAUGUACGCCAAAAGGGUGUAUUGAAUUGCUGCAUAGAUAUAACAUUGGUAUCAAAGGGAAGAGAGCCGUUGUAAUUGGGCGAAGCAAUAUUGUAGGAACUCCAGCUGCUCUUUUGCUUCAAGGAGAAGAUGCAACGGUCAGCGUUGUUCAUUCUAGAACCAAAGACCCUGAAGAGUUAACAAGACAAGCUGAUAUCAUCAUAUCUGCUGUUGGCAAAGCCAAUAUGGUGAAGGGCAGUUGGAUAAAGCCCGGAGCAGUUAUUAUUGACGUCGGAAUUAAUCCAGUAGAGGAUGCAAGUAGUCCUCGUGGAUAUCGGCUAGUUGGAGAUGUUUGUUACGAGGAGGCCAGCAAAAUUGCUUCAGCCAUUACUCCAGUACCCGGGGGAGUUGGACCAAUGACAAUAGCGAUGCUGCUUUCGAACACACUUACAGCAGCCAAAAGAACACACAACUUCCAGUAAAAUUUUGGAAAGUUUAUUAUAAUUUCAUGGAAAGCUUCCGUUUAGGAAGGAAGGACGAAGCGGUAAAAUAACCCCCCAUGUGAGUGAGCUCAUAUCUUUUCAAAUUCACAUUUUAAAGUUAUUUUCUUUUGUGAGAAUGAGUUUUGGAGAUGGUUUUUGUUUGUGUUGAGUAUCGUCAACACUUGUAACUUGUUGGGUAUUUUCUAUUCUGAAUAACCACAGGGGAAUAGGAAUACACAUUUUGUAGUUUAACAUUGUAUCAAAUCUAGUUAGGGGUGCAAAUUAUAAUGAUGAACUAAACUGACCAAAAUUUCAAUUUUUGGUCAGCUUGAUGGAAAUAAAAUUUGCAGCUAUUUAUGAAAGGUAAA
This is a messenger RNA of Cucumis melo (muskmelon), 1670 nucleotides long. RefSeq names its product bifunctional protein FolD 4, chloroplastic. The record is from RefSeq and is a predicted model, not a curated record. The transcript is spliced from 5 exons. Gene Ontology annotation, cellular component: cytosol. Gene Ontology annotation, molecular function: methylenetetrahydrofolate dehydrogenase (NADP+) activity; methenyltetrahydrofolate cyclohydrolase activity. Gene Ontology annotation, biological process: tetrahydrofolate interconversion. Bases 211 to 1302 code for a protein of 363 amino acids. NCBI's taxonomy places the organism in Eukaryota, Viridiplantae, Streptophyta, Magnoliopsida, Cucurbitales, Cucurbitaceae.